Molecule: messenger RNA, 5095 nt
Organism: Dendrobium catenatum
Lineage: Eukaryota; Viridiplantae; Streptophyta; Magnoliopsida; Asparagales; Orchidaceae
Exons: 12
Coding region: 264-2621 (785 amino acids)
Biological process (GO): proteolysis
Molecular function (GO): cysteine-type peptidase activity
Source: RefSeq, a predicted model, not a curated record
AAACUGUUAGGGGAUAGUUUCCGUCAGGGACGAACGAGGCGUGUGAUUCUUCUGGAUAGAUCAAGAGAGCUGCUUGAGGGUUUAGCUUGCUGGAAGCGAAAACGAGAGAGAGAGCGAGCGGAACCCGCGCGAAGGCUUUGUGUGAUGUUCACUCGAAGCGUGAGAUGGACGGAAGAAGUCUGGGAGUUGGGUCUCGUUUCAGAAUCGGAAGCUAGGAUUGGUUUCUUUCUUUCGAGAGGGAAAGAAUAGCAGCUGGUUUUGUCAUGGCUUGUAAAAAGUUCGCAACUCCUACGGCCCAUGGGAGGAAGAAUGUUUUGGAUGAUUUUCCCAAUGGGAAUGCAGUGGAUAAAGUAGAAGUUGUUCCACAGGACAAGGAACUGCCACUACUAGAAUCCAGAUGUUUCUUGGCUAGUUUUGCAAAAAGAUUACGAAAUUGGCAAAUUGGUGAUCGGGAAUGGGCAUUACUAAGAAGAACAGGAGCUCCAUUUGGAAGUCUAAUUAAAGACAUUAUCGAGCUUGAUAUGAAUAUGGAAAUAGUGGAUGCUUUGUUGGGCUUUUGGGAUGAGGAGCAUUGUGGCUUUUUUAUUGGAGGGGUCAUAAUUCCUUUCACAGUGGAUGAUAUUGCUCUGAUUACUGGUCUUCCUAACCGAGGUCAAAAAGUAGUAAGGCAAACUUUAGCUUCGAAUUGUUGUUCCGAAUUUAGAAGGAUAUAUUUGACCAUAAGAAAUAUAGAGAGAAGUCUGGAUAAUAUACUCAGAAACAGAAACGAUCCAAAUCCUGAGACAGACAAACAAUUUGUUCAGCAAAUGAUUCUUUACCUAUGGGGUUCUGUGUUAUUCCCUUCUAGUUGUCGCAUUGUGCCUAGAUAUAUGGCUUAUUAUGUAAAAAAUCUGGAUUAUAUUGGAAGUUUUAAUUGGGCUGAAGCACUUCAUUCAUUCCUUGUAAAAGAGAUCAAUGCAAAGUCCAAGUCUGUGAAGGAACGAAAUGAGGGGAAGGACGUUGUAGCUGGAUACAUGAAUGGUCUAUGCUUCGUAAUCAAUGUAUGGUUUUUUGAGCAUGUUGAUUUUGGUGAGGAUUCAAAGCCUUCUAAUCCAGAUGUAAAACCAAGGAUGCUAAAAUGGGCAAAAGGAUGCAAAUUCUGGAAGAGAAAACCUUUUCUCCAAAGGUUUGGAGACAUAAUGGUGGACAAGGUUUGCCAUCGGCUUCUCCCUAAAAAUGAUGAGUUUGAACUUAUAUCCCUGAAUAGUUUGGAGCAGAUGUCAACUCAGAUUGGAGCUUCUGAUGAUGUAGUGAAAGGUGAUCCAUCUUUGGUUGGAAACCCGGAAGUGGUGGGCUUUGACUUCAGAGCUGGAUAUGGGGGAAUGGAGCGGAGAGAUGGGGAGGUUGAGAGGGAAACAUUGGAAACAAAAGUGGAAAGAGGCUACUCUUUUGAGAUAUCAAGCCUUACACAAGUUGUUCUUAAACAAAUUGCACGAAUUUCUUUUUUGGAGAGGAAGAUUGUAAAUCUAGAAACACUAGCUGUAUCAAAGGGAUGGGAAAUAGAGGGAAUGAAUGAUAUAAUAUAUGAGAAGGCUUAUGAAAAAGUUGGCUAUGACCUUCCUGGAACUCAUCAGGAGUCAUGCAUUGAAGGAGACAAAGGCCAUAAAGUGGAAGCGAUUGGCCAUCCAAAGCUCAGUAGCAUUGCAAGGAAUGAAAAGAAAAGAUGUAUACAAGAUGGGAAAAGAAAGAUGUUGAAAUCAGCCAUUGCAAAGGAGCAUUUCAUGCUCAAGAAGAGAAGGGACACUGAUAUAGAGAAAGCUUCCCUUCUGAGCGUGGAUAGUUCUGCAAUAUUUGAGAGGAAGGACACUGAUAAGCUAGUCAAUCUUGAUGACUACGCAGAUCCUACUGAGCAGGAAAAGGAGGCUAAAGUUGCUCCUCUAAAUUAUGUUGGCCGUGCACUUUUGACAGAGAAUGUUAGAAAAUAUCUUGAUGCGUUUUGCAUGAAACCUAUGCAAAGAGAUGACAUAGUGUUCUUUGAUUGGAACAUUUGUAUUCAAAGGCAUUCGAUGGUGGAGUACCUCCAAGGUGGAUACAUCAGUGAAGAGAUUAUAGAUGCAUAUGCCCUUAUAUUAUAUAAAGGGGUUAAGAAGUCUGGGAAUAAUUCUGCCAGUUUUUUGUAUGUGCCACCAAUGUUUUUGGGACUUUAUCGCAACAAGCUUGGUAGCUAUAAGACGUUUAUGAAUGCCGUUGACAAGAAAUCUCUGGAGAAAGUGUUUUUUUUAUUUUUGCCAUGUCAUAUAUCAACUGCCAACCAUUGGUUACUCCUUGUUUGCGAUACGAAAAGAAGGAAAUGGAUUGGUUAUGACUCAUUGUAUGACGCAAGACACAGGGAGGUGGCUAAAGAUCAGAUUAUGAUUUUAACCGAGUAUCUAUAUCAAGAUCAUGGGUGGGAUAUUAGAUCUUGGAAUCUUGAAUACAGGAGGAGUUAUCCUCAGCAAGAACCUGGCACACUUGACUGUGGCAUCUUUGUGAUGAAGUUUAUUGAAAGUAUCAUACGUGUUCCUAUGGAAAUUAAUUUCAGAGGCACUGAUAUGCAGUUAUUCAGACCUCAAAUUGCUUACAACAUUCUUAGUCACUGUUAAAAAGCCAAUCCAUGCAGCACUUUGCAAAGUAAUCUGAAUAGCAGCAGGCUAGAAGAAAAUGCUCCUGGUUGCUGACAUGAAGCGGAAAGAUCAAGAUCAAUAAGUAUAACAAACUGAGCUCUCAUUGCCCUAACAUCACGCCUCUGCAGCAACAAACAUCUCUUUCUGGUGGUUCUAUCCUACAUCUCCAUUGUGGCUUUGUUCUAACUCAACCGACCAGCGGCAUUCCAACAGCCAGUCAGCCUUCGCGCAGCCGUAAGGAUCUUCUAACAACAUUGGCUUCUUACCUACUUCACCAAUUCGUUCCCAGCAGCAGUCUUCACACAGGAACAGCAGGAGUCUCGAUUUGACUACAUUUUCCUGUUCAACAACACCAAGAACAGCAGCUGUUUGUCUUUCUUAAUCUGCAACACUGACAUCAUCUGCAAACAGCAGUAUUUAUCAGUCACAGCCGGCAUUCUACCUUCAGCACAACUUUCAGAUCAACUGCAACUGUGGUCUUCAAGAAAACCUGCAAUCAACAAAGCAUUUUGCCCUCAGAGCAGCGGCAGUUUUUUAGAAUCUGCGCACUAACACUUACCAACAGUUUUUCAAGAUCUGCCAUUUAUAUAUUCCUUAUGUUAAUACCCGCUAUUUUGAAGAAUUCUCCACGCAGAUCUGAGAAGAACAGCAAGAAUAGAAGCUUUGACAAUUUGCACCUAAGUAAACAGCACCUUGGGACAUCCACGCUAUUAUCAGAAAACAAUUCAAGCAGUUCCUCCGCUAGCAUAAAUUGAUCGUUUCAGCCAAAUGCCGCCAUCCAACAGUUGCAUUUUUCAUUUAAAUUUUUUUAAUAUUACAUAAGGUCCUAGUUUUUGUUAUAAAGAACCACAUCCUUUAUUCCCUUUCAGCAGCCACCAAAGACCUGUCUACAUGAAAAAUGCAAAUUUGGCAUAAGCUCACGGAAUAAUACAAACCAAUCAAGCAUUACAAUUCUUCAAAAUUAAAAAAUCUCGACAAGUAAAUGUUCAAUUUGCUUCCAUUGGCUCAUCACUUCAACAAUUUCAUGCUUUCAUGCAUUCUAUUGACAAGAAACUUAAUAGUUUGUGCAUUGACCAUUCCCGUCCUCCACUCCAAAGGAUCCUUCCUUUUCGACGGCAUCCUUAGUUUUGCAGAUCAAAUUCCUUUUCCGUUGUUGUCACCAUCUCCUACAGUUUUUCUUUUCUUAAAUCAAUGAAAAUUGAACUUCCUCGCUUUAAUUGAUCAACAUCGAAACAUGGACCUUUAAAGCGCAUGAAUACUUGAUUUUCACAGCACUCCUGAUUAUCAUUGUUUUAGCAUAGCUUUCUUUCAUCUUGAAAAACCUACGGUUACUUGGUACCAAGGGUUACAUAUGAAAGCUCUUUCUACUUCUUUUCCAUCUCUUAAUCUUGAGAACAAGGGUAUUUUUUUGGCAAUGGGAGUAUUAAACAACAAUAUAUUCUUUUGGAUUAAAAAAUAGUACAAAAAUAAUGUCAAUAAUGGAUGAAUAAUUCAUAUAAUUGGCAUAAAGAUAAUAAAAUAUUUAAAGUUUGUCAUAGAAGAAAGAAACAAUUUUUUUAUAGAUUGAGAACACUACAACAAUCAGCUGGCUACAAUUAGGGUUCAAUUUAUUUCAACAUUAAACCCAUACCAAAUGCUAUUUUAGUUAUAUUUUAUUUGCAUUGAAUCAGUUUGUCUGACCUUUUAAUAAACUAAAAACAGGUUUAUGUAAGCACUAUAGAUAAUUCGUAAAUGCUAUAAUUGAAUUCAUAAAAUAAGUUUUUUGAUUUAUACAUACAAGGAUGCUUUAUAUUAAAGAAUUUGCUCGCUUAAUUUUUAAAACCACAAUAAUUAUAUCCUAUGUUGAUUAUAAGCGACAAUAUAAAACAGAAAGAGCGGUAAGACAAGCUUAGGCUAAAUCAAAUGCAUAGGAGUUAAGAUCAUAAAACAGUCAGUUUAAUCUAAUGUUGCAUACAUUAUUGGGUUUCCACAAUAAAUCCCAAUGUUAAUAAUAAGACUAGUCCCUAAGUGAGGAUCCCUCACUAAACUCUCUAACUUACUAAGCUUUAGCGGAAAGAUUGGCACAAGUCUUUAUGAUUUAAUUAUAUCCACAAUUGAAAAGCGACUAGGAAAGUAAAAUAAUCGGAGGAUGAGUUUAACCAAAGAAGAAGAGGAUGCGAAGCUUGGGUGUAGUAGUUUAGGGCCUUGAGAAGGUGUGGACAGCAGCACACAACUUUUAUCAGCAUUAGGACAGCAAUCAUGAGGAGCUCUGGAGGGUAGACAGCAAACUCCCUUGGGCAGGAUUCUUCGGACAGCUAGUUUCAGCUGCUGGACAACAACUUCAACAGCAGGGACAACAAAAAUAAUAUGGGCUUAAGGCUAAUCCUUGAUGUAAUCCAACUGAAAUAGGAAAAUACUUGGUCAAACCACCUUGUGUUUGAACACAAGUUAUAGCUCAUGCAUUCAUAUCUUUA